AUGGCGUGCGGCGGGGGGCCCGCCGGCCCGGCACCGCUCUGGUACCACCGGGACCUGAGCCGAGCGGCGGCGGAGGAGCUGUUGGCCAGAGCCGGCCGAGACGGCAGCUUCUUGGUGCGGGACAGCGAGAGCGUCUCGGGCGCCUACGCCCUCUGCGUGCUGUUCCAGAAGCAUGUCCACACCUACCGGAUCCUGCCAGAUGAGGAUGACUUCCUUGCGGUGCAGACGUCGCAGGGAGUCCAGGUGAGGCGCUUCAAGACCCUGAACGAGCUGAUCGCGCUCUACUUGCAGUCCAACCAGGGCCUGGUCUGCACCCUGCUCUUCGCUGUCGAGCGGGAGAAGGAGAAGGAGAAUGCUGAGGACAGGGACUACUCAGAUGGGGAGGAUGAAAAGCCCCCGUUACCGCCGCGCUCCGGCUCCACCAGCUUCUCUCCUGCCAGCCUCGGGCCAGCCACACAGGACGGGACCAUCGAGAGUGCCACCAACGGCCUCAGCACAGUCUCCCACGAGUACCUGAAGGGCAGCUACACCCUGGACUUAGAGGCUGUCAAAGCCGGGGCCAGCAGCCUGCCCCAUCUCAACAAAACCCUGGUCACCUCCUGCAAAAGGCUACACAGUGAGGUGGACAAGGUCCUGUCUGGGCUGGAGAUCCUCUCCAAGGUGUUUGACCAGCAGAGUUCUCCCGUGGUCUCCCGGAUCCUCCAGCAGACCGCUGGCCAGACGGGGGAGCAGGAGCUGGAGAGCCUGGUGCUAAAGCUGUCCGUCCUUAAGGACUUCCUGUCCGGCAUUGAGAAGAAGGCUCUGAAAGCUCUCCAGGACAUGAGCUCCACGGCCCAGCCUGCCCCGGCCCAGCCCUCCUCCCGCAAAGCCAAGAGCAUCCCCGUGCAAGCGUUCGAGGUGAAGCUGGACGUCACCUUGGGGGACCUCACCAAGAUCGGCAAGUCACAGAAGUUCACGCUGAGCGUGGAUGUGGAGGGCGGGAAGCUGGUGGUGCUGAAGAAGCAGAAGGACUCCCAGGAGGACUGGAACACGUUCACCCACGACAAGAUCCGACAGCUGAUCAAGUCCCAGCGGGUGCAGAAUAAGCUGGGGAUCGUCUUCGAGAAGGAGAAGGAUAAAACUCAGCGGAAAGAUUUCGUCUUCGUCAGCGCCAGGAAGCGGGAGGCGUUCUGCCAGCUGCUGCAGCUGAUGAAAAACAAACAUUCCAAGCAGGACGAGCCCGACAUGAUCUCCGUCUUCAUCGGCACGUGGAACAUGGGAAGCGGCUCCCCCCAAGAACAAGCACAUGCCGUAGCGUCGAAGGCCUGGAAGACGAGAACUCGAUGGGCACGAAGAGUGGCGUCCGACUGUCCUCCGGGGUGUGCUGGGAAGGAGUUCACAGAGUAUCGAGUACCCCCGAUCGCAAUGCAGGCCUUGUGGAAUAUUAAGAUUGCCGUCCUGGUGAAACCGGAGCACGAGAACCGGAUCAGCCACGUCAGCACCUCGAGUGUGAAGACCGGGAUCGCCAACACGCUGGGCAAUAAAGGGGCUGUGGGAGUCUCCUUCAUGUUCAAUGGCACCUCUUUCGGCUUCGUGAAUUGCCACCUGACCUCAGGCAACGAGAAGACGGCCAGGCGGAACCAGAACUACCUGGACAUUCUGCGCUUGCUGUCCCUGGGGGACAAGCAACUCAGCUCCUUCGACAUCUCGCUCCGCUUCACCCAUCUCUUCUGGUUCGGGGACCUCAACUACCGCCUGGACAUGGACAUCCAGGAGAUCCUCAACUACAUCAACCGCAAGGAGUUCGAGCCGCUGCUCAAGGUGGAUCAGCUCAACCUGGAGAAGGAGAAGCACAAGGUUUUCCUGCGAUUUGGCGAGGAGGAGAUCACCUUCCCCCCAACCUACCGCUAUGAGCGGGGCUCCCGCGACACCUACGUAUGGCACAAGCAGAAGCCCACUGGGGUCCGCACCAACGUCCCCUCCUGGUGUGACCGCAUCCUGUGGAAGUCGUACCCCGAGACCCACAUCAACUGCAACUCCUACGGAUGCACCGACGACAUCAUGACCAGCGACCACUCCCCUGUCUUCGGAGCCUUCGAGGUUGGAGUGACAUCCCAGUUUGUCUCCAAGAAAGGGCUCUCCAAGGCCUCAGACCAGGCCUACAUUGAGUUCGAGAGCAUCGAAGCUAUCGUGAAGACAGCCAGCCGGACCAAGUUCUUUAUCGAGUUCUACUCCACCUGCCUGGAAGAGUUCAAGAAGAGCUGCGAGAACGACAUGCAGAGCAGUGACAACAUCAACUUCCUGAAGGUUCAGUGGUCCUCGAGGCAGCUGCCCACGCUGAAACCGAUUCUGUCCGAGAUUGAGUAUCUCCAGGACCAGCACCUGCUGCUCACCGUCAAGUCCGUCGAUGGCUACGAAUCCUACGGCGAGUGCGUGAUCGCCCUGAAGUCCAUGAUCGGCAGCACCACCCAGCAGUUCCUCACCUACCUGUCCCACCGUGGGGAGGAGACGGGCAACAUCCGGGGCUCCAUGAAGGUCCGGGUCCCAGCCGAGCGGAUGAGCACCCGGGAGAGGCUCUACGAGUGGAUCAGCAUCGACAAGGACGAAACAGGAGCUGCCAAGGGGAAGCUGCUGCUGGGCUCCCGGGCCAGCCAGGAGCACGCCAAAUCCGCCGGACGGAAGCCCCUGCCAGGGGAGACGGCAGCCUGCCCCCUCGGGAAGCUGUUUGAUGAGCCGGAGAAGCCCAGCACCCUGACUGCUGGCCGCCUGCCAGCCCCACUCCGCGGCACCUCCAGGGAGGAGACCUCUCAGACCAGGUCCAUGCAGGACUCGGCCUCGGAGCCCGACGGCGGCCCCACGAAGAACAGCUUCAAUAACCCAGCCUACUACGUGCUGGAGGGGGUCCCACAUCAGCUGCUGGCCGCGGAUCCCCCCACCCCCUCCAAGGGGCCGGCCCCCAAGAACAAAGUGCAGAUCACGGUGCCCGUGCAGCCGGAGCGGCGCUGCCAGCCGCUCCCAGGCCGGGGCGAGGAGAGCUCCUCCGACGAGGACACAGGCACCCUCAACCUGCCGCCGCCCGACUUCCCACCCCCGCCCCUGCCCAAGGCUGUGGAGUUUGAGGUGUCCGAAAACCCUCUCUACGCCAGUGCCAAGGACCUAGGUGGGGCAGCUGGCAGGGAGGAGCCCGGCACUGCCAAGCCGUGGGCUGCCGUGGCCUUCAGCGACCCCUUGGAGUCCAAGCUGGCCCCACCCAAGCUACACCCCAGGCCUCCCCUCCCCCCCGGACCUGGCUUCCUGGUGGAGCCCCCGAGCGUCCCCCAGGCUCAGGGAGGCCUCCUGGACGAUCGCUCCUGCUCGGUGCUGCAGAUGGCCAAGACCCUGAGCGAGGUGGAUUAUCCAGGCAGCAAAGGAGGCAGCGGCCUGGGGCGGGGGCGGGAGCAGCAGGGCCGGCCAGCCCCACAUCUGCUCAGCAAAGGGCGGCUGGACCUGCCCCCCAGGUGCAUGCACCCCGACUACAGCCGGCCCAUCACCUUCCCGCCCCGUUCCAUCCGGGAGAGCAUCGAGGAGGACCUGGCUGAAGAGGCGCUGGGCCAGGGAGGGAGGAGCAGCUCCAGCCUGAGCGAGUGCAGCGUGGGUGAAUGGCUCCUGGCCCUCGGGCUGGAGAGGUACGAGGAGGGGCUGAUUCACAACGGCUGGGACGACCUGGAGUUCCUCAGUGACAUCACGGACGAGGACCUGGAGGAGGCCGGGGUGCUGGAUCCCAACCACAAGCGCCUCCUGCUGGAGAACCUGCUGAAGCUCAGGAAGUAGCAGGAAUCUGCGUCUCCCACACCAGGGCCUGGGUGUGCCGCUCCGUGCUUGCUCCUGUUCGCAUCCCCCGUCCCCCUCCUGCCCCCUGCUACGUCAGGAUCUCGGGGGCUUUCACUGUGCCUGCACCCGCCUCCCCCUGGCGGGAAGGGAGGGGACUCAAGGCAGCCACGAGCUGCAUCCCCAUGGGACUCUGGUUUAGUGCUGCACCUGCAGGGAGGCACCCCAGAGAUGGGGCUGUGGGUGUGGAGUGAGAAGGAGCCACCCCACGGCAACCCAGAUCCUACCUGUCCUCGCCUCCCAUGGCUUCCUGGAGGAAUCAGGCCUGAGCCAACCCAGAGCAAGGGGGCAACAGGUGGGAGGGGGCAGAGAGACGCACGUGGGCUGAGCAGUCCCACAGCUGAGGGUUGGAAGUGACCUCGGCCUGGGAGCAGGGCGCUCUGCUGCCUAAGUUAUUGCAUAUUUAUUGGACUAGGGGAAGAAAGUUUGUCUUGUUUCAUUGCCAGGCAGCCUAGGCUUGUCCAGUUUAGGCCUCUCCUCCUCCUUGGUAGAGAGUUUCCCCUUCAGCCAAGCCAGGCCCUUUCCUGCCCCCCUGCAUCCCACAGGCUCGCAGCGCUGUGGGCAGUGGCGGGCAGGGCCUCUCCCUCUUCCCCGGGCACAGGUGCCGCUGGGUUACAGUUCUCUGGGCACCAGAGAGCAACCAGGCUGAGCAAGGGGCUGGAGCGCUCUAUUGAGGGGGGUACACGAGCUGCCUAAGUGGGGACACGAGCCUGCAUCCACCCAGAGGGUGGGGAAUCAGGGACAGGCUCUGACUGGGAGUCAGAGGCUGGAAUUAACCUGGGAGGCUUGGCCCGGAGCUGAGGAGGAAUUCCCUGCCAGUGCGCUGGAUCUUUCCCCAUGGGGGUCAUGACAAAACAGCCACCCUCUGUCUCCCGCCAGGCGCCUCAGCAUCCUGGGAUACGUCCCAGCCAUGUGGUUAGCCAGGGAAGGCUGUCUUCGUCCAGAGCAGUCUCUCUGCCCGGCGCCUCUGACCCAGUGAAGAAUUGGAGCGGGCAGCGGGGUCUAGGCUCAGUGGGGGAGUAAAGACUAUCUCAGCCCUUCUGCUUGACUGUGGGAGCCCAUGGCGGGGGCAAUGGUCCCUCCACUCACUCCUGAGUCCUCCGUCCUCCUCUAGCCCCCAUUAUCUCCGCUCCUCCCCGGCUGUAGCGUAGUUAUGCCUUAGGACCCCGCUAAAGCACUCCUAGUGUAGACAGGGCCAC
This is a messenger RNA of Chelonoidis abingdonii (Abingdon island giant tortoise), 5045 nucleotides long. The record is from RefSeq and is a predicted model, not a curated record. NCBI's taxonomy places the organism in Eukaryota, Metazoa, Chordata, Testudines, Testudinidae.